Molecule: messenger RNA, 678 nt
Organism: Saccharomyces eubayanus
Lineage: Eukaryota; Fungi; Ascomycota; Saccharomycetes; Saccharomycetales; Saccharomycetaceae
Gene: IRC18
Product: Irc18p
Exons: 1
Coding region: 1-678 (225 amino acids)
Source: RefSeq, a predicted model, not a curated record
AUGAAGGUAGGAAUAACAAAAUUCUUUCUCUUAAUAUACCUAUUUUUGGUCACUACUGUUUUAGCCAUCAGCAACAAAACGUUGCUCGAAUUUGAGAAUACGGAGGCCAAGCUGRUCAAUUCGUUAAGAGUUCUAGAUACUAACCCGCGCAACUCCACGUCUGCUGACAAAAGAAUAUCUGACAUUGAGACGCAAAUGAAGGAAAUAAAGACUAUGUACGGUAGUCAUUCCUUCAUCCUGAAGGGAUUGAACGGCAUACUAAACCACAAGGUAAACAUGCUGGCAAGGGAGGUACAAAUUGAGGGAGAAAACAGUACCGUAUUUGAAACGGAAACAACAAAAGUGGCCAAGGGACUACAUCGGGCCAUUCACAUAUCUCCCUUCAAGUACAUAAAAAAGUUCAAGACAAUCUCGACUGAGAAGUUGGAGCGUAUUCUGAAAAAAUACGAUCAGGUUUCCAAAAAGGAUGGUGACUUGACGGAAGACCAAAAGAAAAAGAAGGAGGUGCUAGCGCGAGUCAGCAGAGUUGUAGCCGCAACAACGAUUGAGGCAGGCUUGGCGCAAGGUGUAGUCGAUUUGUGUAUGACGGUGACAACCAGCCUCUGUUUGAUAUCAGCCAGUAUAGGAGGCCUAGGGUUUAUCAUUUGGUUAAUGAUCGUGUACCAAGCUUUGACUUAG